AUGAACUACAUAUCAGGGAGUGUGACUGUAAGGGGCGAGGUGGAGGACGCAGGGUAUUCUCAAGGGACCGUGCUGCUGGACUCGGCUGUGGAUACAAUCAUCCGUAACGCUGUUACCAGCAACCAGCUGCCGUUUGACAGGGACGGGGUGUACUUUGUGCUUUCAGACGAGACUGUCGACCAGGUGUCAGAUGGGCUUGCCUUCUGCUCGGACUACUGCGGCUGGCACUGGUACACCAAAGUGCCGGGGCAGGGCCUGCUAGUGUCCUCCUGGGUUGGCAACGCCGGCUCCAAGUGUCGCUCCAGCUGCAUUUCAUCUCAGCUGUUCAGCGGCCCCGGCCACUCUCCCAACGGCGACGUGGGCAUGGACGGGCUGCUGUCGGUGUUCGCACACGAGCUCGCAGAGGCCACUUCUGAUCCGUUCAUGUCUGCUUGGUUCGACAGUGAUGGAGAGGAGAACGCCGACAAGUGUUCCUGGGAGUUUGGGGACAUGCUGUUUGACUCGAUAGAUGGCCCCUUCUACAACCUUGUGGGCCUCAACAACCAGAAGUUUCUCAUCCAGCAAAACUGGAACCUUGUCAAAGGAACAUGCGCCACUACAGUAUCAUAUGCAAACCUAGCUUCAUCCACCACUCCACCUCCCCAGCAAGGUAGCGGAGGGGGCAUUGGCAGGCUAAUAGGAAGAAUAAUUGGUGGUAAAGGUUGA
Molecule: messenger RNA, 705 nt
Organism: Closterium sp. Yama58-4
Lineage: Eukaryota; Viridiplantae; Streptophyta; Zygnematophyceae; Desmidiales; Closteriaceae
Source: the annotation of a GenBank genome assembly